UGAGUGUGAGUGAGGACGCUGUGCCGCCAUCCUGGAAGUCGCGCUACAUUUGACCGCGGGCGGUUGUUUUUAACGAUGUACAGGCAGAGUUUUAGGUCUCCGAGCCCUUCCGGAGCAGGCGGCGGUGAAGGGAGCCCGGGGUCCUUCCGAAGCCCACCGCCGUACCCAGGUCCCGGGGGCCCCAUGCUUCCUCCACCGCUGCCGGCCUGGGGGUAUGGCUCUCCCCACACACCCACCUACGGACACAGGCCGUACGGCAGCGGGCACUCGUCGCCCUCUCAGAGUCCUUACGGGGGAAGGCCCGGCGGCCAUUCCCCAGGUAACACUCCGCCUCGGCGGCCCAGCCCUCGCUAUAAUUCGUCUCCUUACAGCAAGUCUCCUGGAGGAAGCGUGCAGCAUUACCAGCAGCAUCACGGCCGCGGCUACUCUUCUCCCCGGCAGCCCAUGAACUACCAGGGUUCACCCAGGACAUCUUCACCAUAUGGUGCACCGCAUGGCAGAGAGAAAAGAGUGUCUAAUGAUGUGGAAAACUAUUACAGACCUUCAAUGCUUGAGGACCCCUGGGCUAACCUAAAGCCAUUAUCCCUAGCUGACAUAGACCAACAAAAGAGCAAUGAGCAAACAACAUAUACUGGUAAAAAAGGGCGCUAUUUUAGCUAACACCUAAAAUCCAAAGCUUUUCUGGGUAGACUAAAACAUAGCAAUUGGUCAAGGACUCAGAUUUGCAGCUUUUUCUUUUUUAUUUUGAACUAAAAACCUUUUAGCAGAUUUAUUUUUUUAUGGCAUCAGAUAAUAACAACGUAAAACGUUGUGGAAGUCUAGAGCUGUGGUAAACAAUCAGAAAGGCCACCAGCAACGAAGAACAAGUUGUUCUAUCACCAGCGUAUGUCUAGUGACUGUUUUACCUGGGUUUCAGAUUCCAAGACUGGUUCCGACGCGGCAUGGGUUAGGCUUGUCUUUAAAGCCUAAUGGUUUUUUUACUAUUUCUUUCAAUCGAUGGUUUUUAUUUUUAGAGAUCGAGUACAAAAUAGGUUUGUAAUUCUUUGUUUAUACUGCAAGUUUACAAUUUGUAAGCCAUUUUGAUGUGAUAGUUUUGUAUAUGAACAUGUCACGUGGCAUCAUAGUGUCCCCUGGUGCCUUUUUUUUUUUUUUUUUUUCCCCCCGUAGGUUUCAUAUAGUUUUAAACAUCUUGGAAGGUUGUCUACACUCACGCAGGACUUGUCAUGUACAGAAUGGUAUUGUAGAAGCCACGUUCCUCCGAUAUUGACACUUUCAGUGCUGUACACAUUUGCUAUCUUGUUAACAAGGGAGCGUUAAAUUGAGGCUCCUGUAUUCUUUGAGAUAGAGUAUGUAUAUGGUUACGUAUAUAUUUUGUGUUCUUGGCAUUUUUAAUUUAUAAAAUACUAUAAGAAAAUUGUGUGUUAUAAGGCAAAACUGUUCCUUGAUUUCUUAAUGUUAAAGAAAGCUUUUAAAUCUGAAGUGAAGAUGGAAACUCCUCUACAUAAAAUGUUACUUUGAAAAUGACAAAUUGGUAAUAAUUUUAAUUGUCCGACAAGUAUUUUGUCUUUAAAUGUUGGUCAUAAUUAUUAUUAUUUUUCUUUUUUGCGCAUUUACCCCAAUUUUAAUGACCACAGGCACAGUCCAUUUGCAGUGGUGCAUGAUGACUUGUAAACCAUUUAGUCUUUUUUUCACCUAAAUUUUCCAGAUAUAUUUUUCCAGUGUUUAUCCAAUAAAGUAUGAUGACCUUAUCUGUUUU
This is a messenger RNA of Bufo bufo (common toad), 1756 nucleotides long. It is a transcript of the gene MPLKIP, whose product is annotated as M-phase specific PLK1 interacting protein. The transcript is spliced from 2 exons. The record is from RefSeq and is a predicted model, not a curated record. Lineage: Eukaryota; Metazoa; Chordata; Amphibia; Anura; Bufonidae. Gene Ontology annotation, cellular component: midbody; nucleus; centrosome. The coding region runs from base 76 to 660 and encodes 194 amino acids.